GAUGAAUAUGAUGAGCAUCGUAUGUUUUUGUCUGCUGCUACUUAGAUUGAUCAGCAAUGUUAACGAAAGCGAACUUAUUCCGGAUACCUACGAUGGCAACGUGUUUGCCCCGAGCUGCUGGCUCUCCAAAGAAGUCGUGUAAGAAACGGCAUGCAAUGUAACGUGUCGACUCCAGGACACCGCGUAAUUUUUUUCGUUUUUGCUUUUCCAGUUGUUUUUUGUCAAGCGAGGCUAGCUCCGUACUUCUACGAUCAGCUACUUGGUUACGUUACAGAGCCAGAAUGGCGCUCUAGUCAUUUGUACCGAAGUAGUCUGCGGUACUUCUUCACCCCGAACAAAAAUUCACGUUCGGGCGGUAUCGGGGAAUUCGCCCUGCUUGCAGAUGGGAUCCGGCGAUUUCUAGGGCCAGUCGGCGGCACCGACACCGAGAAGAAGAAUACCACGAGCGUCGACGGGCUGCUCCGCAGAGCUUGGCAGCGGAUCCGUCAAGUUCCCGAACUGCGAGAAGGCAUUGCCAAGUAUGCGCAGUUGCUUGAAGUGCAGCCGUUCCUCUCUAUCACAAACGACGUCGCUCGCGAUCUGUGGCACUACAGCUUUCAAGUUCCUUUCGCAGACUUCCGACUGUUAGCCGCCGGCGUGCGGGCCUCGCUGCCUCCGCGCGCGCAAGAGUUCCGAUGGCAGUGCUGUAUCCAGAAUGGCGAGGCGCGGGCUUUCGCCGCGAAAACACUGCUGGAGGACCCAACGAAAAGAAGGCGGGCGCUAGACAUCGCGGUGCGCGACGGCGCAGCAAACAUUUUUCUCCCGCCCCGCGGGAGCGUGAGGCCAAGUUUGGCAAGAUUCUGCAAAAACUUUGGAGCCCCGGAAACCGAUUUAGAGUUUGCAGUGUAUCUUAUUGAAGGUGUAUACACCAAUACUAAUAGAAAAGCGAAUAAACUUGCCUUGCGGCUUUCCAGGCAGAAAAACGCUUUAGCUAUUCAGCAUGCCAAGCUUUUUUGCUACCUCUCUGAUCGCAAGCAGCAUCAUACAUAAACUGCAUCCUGCAUGACAGUAAGUUGUGUCUGCGCAUGACGAUUUUAGGCAACACAAAUGUAUUUGCGAUUGGUGUACCUUUCUCAAUGAUGCAGAGCUGAAUUACGCAUGCGACGAGGAGCCGGCUGGGUUCUUCGGCUUCCUUUUUCCAGCGCUGCAUGCUGACGCGUUCGCGUUGUUUUAUCCAAAUGAUAGUCCGCAGGUGGAUAACCGCGAGGUGCAAGCCUAUGCGAGUACAAAUGCAACUUCUGCAACUUCUGCUGUAAAGACCCCGUUCGCCCUCCCGGUUAACUCGUACGAGGAGGGGUACGUGCGCGAAUCGGUAUUCCCGGCGUCUGUGAAUAGCAAGGCUCCACCGGGCGCGCUGGCGCGGUACGAACCGCAGCUCCACCGUCUGCACGGAGUGACAAAUUUUGCAACCGUCGGAGCUGCAGAAGCCCAGAUCAUUGGACCCACAAGAAAAGUUAAGCUAUUCAGCACGAUCCCGGUGGGGACGCGGCUGCAUCGAGAUUUUGGACCACACAGUGACUUGAGGGUGCAAGUAUUCCAGUUUUUGCAUGCCUUUGCAGAGUUGGGACAUCAGCAGGUCGCCGUUGCGAGCCAGUACUUCAAUUUUUUUCCCGGAGACGCCGAACCGCGCGACGCAACACCCUCCGUGUACUACAGGGGAAAAGGACGUGACGACGCCGCUCCUCUUCUGGACGUGGAGAGUGUGAAAAAAAGACGAGCAGUCCUGCACUCGAGCCACUAUGCGGACCGCCCGAAAGAGCCGCUCCAUCGGUGGGCUCCGCUGGUCGGGAGAUGGAAACCGGCGUACAGUGAAGUGCUUGAACAGAGGAAGAAGCUCACGUACGGCACUCUGCCUUGCGAUCAGAGAUACAUCCUGCAAGCGUGGAGCGACAUUUUGCGAGCCGGACGUCGACGCGAAGCAAGCAAAACACACGAGCUGCCUUCAUCAAGCGAACAGAAAAAGUGGCAACUAGAGGCGAGUUCGGCCCUGGCGAUUGAAUAUGUGUUGGUGGUACUAAAUACGAUCAUGCUGCAGAAGACCAAGCGCCAGUUUGAUUCUUUCAUCAACAUGGGCGCCAACGAUGGGUGGCACGAGGACCCGUUUCCCAGCUUGUUUUUUGACCGGCAACAAGAAAUUCGCCUUGCGUUGGCCGUGGAGGCCAACCCUCGUGAUUGCCAGCGGCACAAGCGAAACUGGCCGCGAAUUCCCGUUCUGUGUUCUUCCGUGACGCCGGAAAACGUCGGGCAGCGGGUCUUAAGCGCAAUUUUGGCGGCGGAAGGGUACUAUGGCCCACGGAAAAAUGAUACCACCUUGUCGCAGGAGAAAGUGGCCGCGCGUCGAACACUACGCAAGUCACGAGGCUUGCCGGUCGUGGACAUAGUAAAGAUAGACAUCGAUAGCUUUGAUUGCGACGUGUUACAAGCCUUGCUGCAGACUGUGCUUCAGCAAAGACCAGCACCCGGAAAUAUGUACACGGAAACCAACAUGGGUAGCCAUCCACGCGUUCUAAAGGAACUGCCGCCGCUGCCCAGUCUUAUUCUCACGGAGGUGUACGAUGGGGUUCCACCGCCUUUCCGUUUUUCCCAGAAGUGGACGCGUGCUGGGCGGAGCGACGAAACACGCACAAAAAGUGAGCUCCGAGAUAGUUCAGACCACAUCUUCCCGGGGGCUGCUUCCUCUUCAUUUUCAUCUCCUUACACCGCGGAGAACUUAGAGGAAUUUUACCAGUUCGACGGCCGUGCUCGCAGCGGAGGCAGCAUGCCCAAGCCAUGGGGCUGCUCUCUCUCGUACCAGGCGAGGAUGCUCCGCGGGUUUCAGUAUGAGCUCAUUUGGUACAGUGUCGGAAACGCGGUGUUUGCGUCCCCACAGUGGCUCGACGCGGUACAGUGGCCCGACCGCGGAGGCCUGAACGAACUGGACUGUGCACUCACGACGCCGGUAGUGUCCAUGUGGCCCAGCGGGGACCAGAUUCGACACUGGAUGCUUGCGGCUGAAGACCCGGGCAGCGUGGCGGAGAGCAUUCGCAUGGCGAUACGACAAAAUUGGAAGCGAACGCAUGGAGAAACGUCGGCUUUGGACUUUGUCGUUGAGGCGUAGAGACGCGAGCCGGACAGCGGCCUUCGUUUUUCCAAGGCGGGAUUGACAUGUGCAGUCCGAUGAAAACUGUGGAGGUACGCGCGACAACGUGGUAGCAAAGUAAAAAAAAAGGCAGUUCCUGGAAAAUA
Molecule: messenger RNA, 3264 nt
Organism: Amoebophrya sp. A120
Lineage: Eukaryota; Dinophyceae; Syndiniales; Amoebophryaceae
Source: the annotation of a GenBank genome assembly